Nematolebias whitei (Rio pearlfish) is the source of this 2466-nucleotide messenger RNA. Its product is annotated as tyrosine-protein kinase Tec. The transcript has 18 exons. The coding region runs from base 1 to 2163 and encodes 720 amino acids. NCBI's taxonomy places the organism in Eukaryota, Metazoa, Chordata, Actinopteri, Cyprinodontiformes, Rivulidae. The record is from RefSeq and is a predicted model, not a curated record. Gene Ontology annotation, biological process: T cell receptor signaling pathway; intracellular signal transduction; peptidyl-tyrosine autophosphorylation. Gene Ontology annotation, molecular function: protein binding; non-membrane spanning protein tyrosine kinase activity; ATP binding.
AUGCUUUUGUCUCUUCUUCCUCAGUUCCAGUUCUAUUCUUCGGCUCUUCAGCUCGUGGACGGAGCCGAUGAGCCGCUGCAGGUGGGAACCGGCUGCGACGAAGAGUCCGGUGGGCGCAGGAAGUCACCGGAGACGAACGGAGAAACAAAGACCCGAGGAGGAUUAGAAGCUAAAGAGAAGUUCUUGUGCAGGCGUGUGCGCGCGCGCGCCUCCUGCCUUCAUUUCCUCAUCGUCCUCGAGUCUGAGCAGAAACUGGAGGAUGAAGCUCGAAGGAAACGACCGUUUGUUUCAGGUUUUCAGACGAAACUCUGUCAAUCGUCGUCCGAGCGAGCUGCAGAUCAAACAAGAUCGAAAGUCGCACGUGGUGGAGCGAAAAAACUGUUUCUGACGCACGUUUUCCACCGACAGAGGAAGUUCAAGAAGGACUCGAUCGACCUGAGCCGCAUCAAAUGUGUGGAGAUCGUCAGGAGCGGAGGGGUGGCCAUCCCCUGCCAGAACAAGUACCCCUUCCAGGUGCUGCACGACAACAACAUCCUGUACGUGUUCGCUCCGAGCAUGAGCAGCCGAAGUCUCUGGGUCCAAAGCCUGAAAGACGAGAUCAGGAUCAACUCGAACCUGUCCAUGAAGUACCACCCUCAGUUCUGGCAGGACGGCUCGUGGCUCUGCUGCCGUCAGACGGCGAAGCAGGCGAUGGGCUGCGAGCAGUACCGGCUCUUUGGUGACUCUGGGAAACCGUUGCCGCAGCUCCCCGAGACCAGACGAGACCCCCCCGUCGCUGCCUCGCUGCCGCAAACUGAGGAGGAGGAGGAGGUGGUGGUGGCUCUGUACGACUUCCCGGGAGAGGAGGCGCACGACCUGAGUCUGACCAAAGGUCUCGAGUACGUCCUCCUGGAGAGGUGCGACCGCAACUGGUACAGAGCUCGCAACAAGUACGGCAAGGAGGGCUACAUCCCCAGUAACUACAUCACCGAGAAGACUUCUGGAAACCUGAAGCAGUUCACGUGGUACAGGAAAAAUGUGAACAGAAACAAGGCGGAGGAGCUGCUGAGGGAGGAGGACAAAGAAGGAGCCUUCAUCGUCCGGGACUCCAGCAUGUCGGGGAUGUUCACCGUGUCGGUUUACUCCAAGUCUGCCUUGGGGGAGGCGGGGGCCGCCAUCAAACAUUAUCAAAUAAAAGAGACUCGCAGCUCACCUGUCCUCUACUACCUGACUGAGAAACACACGUUCACCUCCAUCCCUGAGCUCAUCGAGUACCACAAACACAACGGAGCGGGUCUCAUGACCCGGCUCAGGUAUCCUGUAGGAACGCACGAUAAGUCCAAUCCACCCACAGCCGGGUUCAGCUACGAGAAGUGGGAGAUCAACCCGAGCGAGCUGACCUUCAUGAAGGAGCUGGGCAGUGGUCAGUACGGCACGGUGAGGCUCGGCAAGUGGAGGGCCCGGCACAAGGUGGCCAUCAAGACCAUCAGGAAGGGGGCCAUGCAAGAGGAGGACUUCAUCGAGGAGGCCAAGGUCAUGAUGAGGCUGUCCCACCCCAAACUGGUGCAGCUGUACGGCCUGUGCAGCCAGAAGAGGCCCAUCUUCAUCAUCACCGAGUUCAUGGAGAACGGCUGCCUGCUGAACUUCCUCAGGCAGCGGCGGGGCAGCUUCAGCCCCGGGUCCUUGCUGAGUAUGUGUCUGGACGUCUGCGAGGGGAUGGAGUACCUGGAGGCCAACAGCUUCAUCCACAGAGACCUGGCUGCCAGGAACUGUUUGCUGAACGAGGCUCUGGCGGUGAAGGUGUCCGACUUCGGCAUGGCCAGGUACGUGUUGGACGACCAGUAUACCUGCUCGUUGGGCGUCUUGUUCCCAGUGAAGUGGUCGCCGCCCGAAGUCCUUAACUACAGAAGAUACAGCAGCAAGUCGGACGUCUGGUCGUUCGGUGUGUUGAUGUGGGAGGUGUUCACAGAAGGUCGGGCCCCGUUCGAACAGAGUACGAACAACGAGGUGGUGAAGUUUGUGAGUGAGGGUCACCGCCUCUUCAGGCCCAGACUGGCCACGGCUGGACUGUACGACAUCAUGCAGUCGAGUUGGUGCAAGAAACCUGAGGACCGCCCGUCCUUCUCCUCCCUCUGCCUGAUGCUGUCGGACAUGUUGGAGGAGGACAUUUCACCGGCGGUCUGACCGACCCGGCUCCUGAACCGCUCUCACCAUCAGAAACCAACCGAAGGACAGAAAGCUGCAGCCGGACGGAGCUGAAAGCAUCACAUCACAGGAAACCAGCAGAUGUUCUCUCCUCCACAGCACGACGCAGCUGAACCUGUUCAGGACGAACUGACCGCGUUUAGGAAAUCACUUUAUGAUUUUAGCUCCAAGCAGCGGUUCUGAACCUGCGGCUCGCUGGUAUAAAAAUAAUCUGACACAUUUAGAUGCAACUCGAUGAAGGACUCUUUGGUCACUACUUUUUGUCAUUUAGAAGGACUUCCC